Molecule: messenger RNA, 609 nt
Organism: Durusdinium trenchii
Lineage: Eukaryota; Dinophyceae; Suessiales; Symbiodiniaceae
Source: the annotation of a GenBank genome assembly
AUGGACCAAGUUUGGCAGUGCAAGUUUGUGAAGAGUGAGUGCCACGACCCUCUUGAAACUUCAAGUUUGUUUGCUACUUCGACGGGCUGGGGCAAGUUGGGGCCCACUGCAUCUGAGAGGUGCCAAGCUGCCAUGCAGAACCCUGUGCCUGGCAUCAACUACUUCAUGACACUGGCCCCGAUGAUUUCUUACCGAUUUCAUCUUGUCGGCCAUUGCCCUGAGGGACUGACUUUGUGCAGGUUCCGCACUGAUCUAGCAGCUGGGGUUCGGUGCAUCGCGAAGCCUUUGAACAAAGCCACCUCGCAGAUCAGCGUGGACGUGGUCCCUGAUGUCUUCAGCAGCCACUGCACAGUCCACUUCUACUCUAUGGGCGGAGACGAGAAACUGGUCAUUCGCAACAAGACCAUCAUGUCCAGAUGGGGUCCUGUCCUCAAAGAUGCUGCAAAACAGAUGGGAAGAACCAACCUUGAAUAUCGCUAUAUCAAGUUCAUUACCAUGGAGGGAGUGGAGAUCAAGGACAACUACCAUUAUUGGAAGCUUGGUGAUGAUUUGCGUAGGUCUGUGCAACAGGCCAGCAAAAUGGUCCGUAGCAAGUUUUCCAAGAAGUGA